Messenger RNA from Syzygium oleosum, 3327 nucleotides. Its product is annotated as probable LRR receptor-like serine/threonine-protein kinase At3g47570. Gene Ontology annotation, biological process: protein phosphorylation; hormone-mediated signaling pathway. Bases 1 to 3303 code for a protein of 1100 amino acids. Gene Ontology annotation, cellular component: plasma membrane. NCBI's taxonomy places the organism in Eukaryota, Viridiplantae, Streptophyta, Magnoliopsida, Myrtales, Myrtaceae. The record is from RefSeq and is a predicted model, not a curated record. Gene Ontology annotation, molecular function: protein binding; ATP binding; protein kinase activity. The transcript is spliced from 6 exons.
AUGGGCUUUCUAUUGACUAUAAGCUCACUUGAAAAGGGAUUCGGUGGAGGAAUUUAUGGUGCGAUCAAGUUUCGCGCUCAAGGAUUACGAGAUCAUCGGUUUGAGUCAGUGUCGUUGUUUGAUUUUUGGGGAUUUCAGAUUAUUGGAAGAUGUGUGUUUUGUGCUCAAUAUCGUUGUGAACCCAUUGAGGGGCUUGGGGGUUCUUUGGUUGGUAGUCGACAGAGCGAGAGUGAUAUCGUGGGGAUUUUUGGGUGCUUUGAGGCUGCGUCCUUCAGGUGGAAGGACGGCCGUGUUAUCCCCCAUCCUGUUUUAGUAGAUGCUGGCGGGGACGAGACCGAUCAGCUUGCUUUGCUGGAAUUCAAGGCUCGAAUAGCCGAUCCUGAUGGGGUUUUGAGCUUAUGGAAUGAUUCUAGCCAUUUCUGCAAGUGGUACGGUGUCACAUGCGGUCGUAGACACCGAAGAGUCACGGUACUGGAUCUCCCCUUUAAGAACCUGUCCGGGAUCAUGCCGUCCUGUAUUGGUAACCUGAGCUUUUUGAGGGAAGUCAAUCUGCAUAACAACAAUUUCCAUUCCGAAAUUCCCCCGCAAUUUGGCCGCUUGUUUCGAUUGCAGAAGUUAAUCCUUUAUAACAACUUGUUCAGUGGACAAAUCCCAUUGAAUCUCUCCCGUUGCUCUAAUUUGCUCGUUCUUAACUUAGGCGAGAACAAUCUCAAAGGAAAUUUGCCUGCGGAACUUGGCUCCUUGUCCAAUCUCCAACAACUCAUAGUUGAACACAACAGCUUGACGGGAAACAUUCCGCCGUCGCUUGGAAACUUAUCCUCUCUUCAACGCUUCUCAGCAUCUUUUAAUAACCUCGGGGGUACGAUCCCAGAGAUCCUCGGCCAGCUGAGAACACUAGACAUCCUCUAUCUCGGUGCGAAUCAAUUUAUUGGUACGAUUCCUAUCUCAAUCUUCAAUAUAUCCACUAUGACAUCCCUUGACGGGGCUGAAAACCAAUUAGAGGGGGGCUUACCCAGCGACUUAGGCUUCACUCUUCCGAAUCUCAAGGAAAUUGGUUUGUAUGGCAACCACCUCACAGGACCCAUUCCUGAGUCAUUAUGCAACGCCUCUAAUCUCGGUCAAUUCGAAUUCGCGAGGAACAAUUUUACCGGGAAAGUUCCUUCUUGCUCAAAGAAGACAAGACUCUAUUGGUUUAACAUCGGCGAUAACAACUUAGGAAGUGGGCAAUCUGAUGAUCUUGACUUCAUCUGUUCUUUAACCAAUUCCACAAACUUGGAAGUAUUGGGAAUAGAGAAAAAUGCUUUUGGAGGACCAAUACCCGACUGUAUUGGUAACCUCUCUAUCACUCUUUCGCAGUUUGAAUUAAGUUACAAUUAUAUUUAUGGAACCUUACCUUCUGGAAUAAAAAAUCUAAUCAAUUUGGAGAUCCUCUCAAUAGAGAUCAACAACAUCUCGGGAAACAUUCCUUCCGAGAUUGGAAAUCUGAACAAAUUGAAGGUUAUGUAUCUAGGAAUAAAUAAUUUAUCAGGGCAGAUACCAGAAUCUAUCGGGAAUUUAAGGAUGUUAACCAAAUUGGGCUUGAAUGAUAAUAAUCUCCAUGGCUCGAUACCAUCGUCUCUAGGAAACUGCCAGAAUCUACUUCUCUUGGACCUUUCGACCAACGACCUCAGUGGUAACAUUCCCCCGGAAAUUAUGGGCCUCUCAUCUUUGUCGAUUUAUCUUGAUUUGUCUCAAAAUAAUCUUACUGGUUCCCUUCCAGGAGAAGUUGGAAAAUUGAAAAAUCUCGGCAAAUUACUUCUUUACGGGAACAGAUUAUCUCAACAGAUUCCAAGCAGUAUCAGCAGUUGUAUAAGCAUGGAAGUCCUAUAUAUGCAGGAUAAUUUCUUUGAAGGGCCCCUACCAUUAACUAUGAGAUCCAUGAGAGGCCUUCAGGUUUUGAAUGUUUCUAACAACCAAUUGGUCGGCCAAAUCCCGAAAUAUCUAGAGUCACUCAAUCUGACGAAUUUGAGCCUAUCUUACAAUGAUUUCGAGGGUGCAUUGCCUACAGGUGGAGUUUUCAAAAGUGCCAUUUCAACUUCAGUUGUUGGAAACAAGAAGCUUUGUGGGGGUCUCCCAGAUUUUCAACUACCGAAAUGCGACUACAAAGAGUCAAAAUGGACAAGAAUAAGCAGAACGGCAAAAAUUCUGAUAUCCACAGUCUCUGCUGUUGUAGUAGUGGCCUACAUGGUCUUUUUGUUAUACUUCAUCCGGUAUAGACACAGUAAGAAAGCAUCAGCUUCAAGCUCUUUUGAAGAAGGGCUUUUGCAUGUUUCUUUUCACAGUCUACUGAAAGCCACGGGUGGAUUCUCGUCCACCAAUCUGCUUGGCGUGGGCAGUUUUGGAUCCGUGUAUAGAGGGCUUCUUGAUCAAACUCAGUCGAUCGUAGCCAUCAAGAUUCUCGACCUUACACGUCAUGGAGCUUCCAAGAGCUUCAUAGCCGAGUGUGGGGCCUUGAGAAGAAUCCGACACCGUAAUCUUGUAAAGGUACUCACGGCAUGUUCUGGGUUUGAUUUUAAUGGAAAUGAUUUCAAGGCAUUGGUCUAUGAAUACAUGUCAAAUGGGAGCUUGGAUGAAUGGUUGCACCCAACUGCAUCGCAAUAUACAGCAAGAAGCAAGUUGAGUUUACUUGAGAGAGUGAAUAUUGCUAUUGAUGUUGCUUGUGCACUAGAUUAUCUCCAUCAUCACUGUGAAACACCAGUAGUUCAUUGCGAUCUAAAGCCGAGCAAUGUCCUUCUUGACGAUGAAAUGACAGGACAUGUAGGCGAUUUUGGGCUUGCGAGGUUCCUCCCAGAAGCAACACAUAAGUUACACGCCUCUCAAUCUAGCUCUGUUGGAGUAAAAGGAUCUUUUGGCUACGUAGCUCCAGAGUACGGCUCGGGAUGUGCGGUAUCCACAGAAGGAGAUGUGUACAGCUUCGGAGUCCUCGUUUUGGAGAUGUUCACAGGCAAGAGGCCGACCAAUGACAUGUUUGAAAAUGGGCUGAACCUUCAUCGCUUUGCAAAUACAGCUCUAAUAGACCGAUUGGAAAAUGUAAUCGAUCCCAUUCUGCUUCAGGAAUACCAAGAGUCGGAAAAGAGACGAACCGUCACUCCAGAUGGCAAGAACAAAAGCUGGUUUAGUGCUCUAGAGUGUUUGGUUUCGAUCAUCGAAAUAGGAGUCACUUGCUCUUCUGAGUCUCCAAGGGAACGAAUGGACAUUGGCGAUGCAGUGACUAAACUCCAAGGAAUCAGGAAGAAACUUCCUGAGUUCAUUGUCACUGCCUAGUUGAUGUAAAAUCUUAACUUCAUA